AUGACCUACGGAUCGCUGUUCCGCUUGCCGGCAGUCUCACUUCGACCCAGCUUACAACACCUGGCAGCAUCGUCUUCUUGUCGAUCUAGGCUACGAUACGCCAGUACAACAUCGCGGGGAGCGGAAAGGAUAGACAGCAGAAAGGCCUAUUCCCACACUCUACUUCUUCCCAAAACAGAUUUCCCGCUCAAACACAAAGAUGUGGUAGAAGCAGAGAAGAAGUAUCGGUUGAAGACUUCAGAUCUACUUUAUCAAGCGCAGAUAAAUAGGAAGGACAAUCCACUCUUUGUUCUCCAUGAUGGUCCACCGUACGCCAAUGGGAAUCUGCAUAUGGGUCAUGCAUUGAAUAAAGUUUUGAAAGAUAUCAUUAAUCGUUAUAAUUUGAUAAGGGGAAAGCGUGUCCAUUAUGUGCCGGGAUGGGAUUGUCAUGGUCUACCCAUCGAGCACAAAGCUUUAGCAGCGAUUGGAAAAUCACACACUGCACUGAACCCCACGCAAGUCCGUGCCGAAGCUCGGAAAGUAGCUUUGGAUGCGAUAGACGUGCAGAAGAGCGAGAUGAAGGCGUUGGGUGUGAUGGCGGAUUGGGACGGAGAAAAUGGGACAUAUAGAACACUAGCUGAAACUGUUCAAGACUAUGGUCGAAAGAGACUACGACCCACCUAUUACUCCCCUUCUUCCCGAACUGCGCUAGCAGAAGCCGAGCUCAGCUACAAAGAUGGGCAUCAGUCACGAUCGGUAUAUGUCGGAUUUCCUGUAGCAGAGGAGGACAUGUCCGAGGGCCUUGCCGAGGUGUAUAGUAGGGAAUGUGGAGGGAAGGGUAAAUUAGAACUUGCUAUUUGGACAACAACGCCCUGGACCUUACCUGCCAAUAUGUCGAGCACAGACAGGAUACUGGUCAUUGGGGUUGAUAGAUUAGAGCCGAUGGAAGAGAUUCUAGGUCGAUUAGAUAUUAUCGGCCGGCUGCCUGGUGAGUGUAGUAAUGUCGACAUGAAGCUGAUAUUGACAGGGUCCCAACUCGUCGGCACUCGAUACACCCAUCUAUUCCAUCCUCCUUCUCUAUCUCAGCCGAGACCUUUAAUCUUCGCAGCCGGACAUGUCACAUCGCAAGCUGGUACAGGCUUAGUCCACUCGGCGCCUGCUCACGGUCACGAAGACUACGAAGCCUUCAUCGCAGUGGGGAUGUUGCCGGAAGAGUUACGUUGCCCCGUUGACGACGAUGGUCGUUUUACCAGUGAUCUUGAAAGUUGGGUGGAAGGGGACAUUGCUUACUCUUUGGUAGGAAAAGAGGUCUUAGGGAAGGGAACGGAUGCCAUGGUGGACUUGUUGAGCCGAAGCGAUGUGCUUCUUGCUGAGCAGAAGAUUGAACAUCGUUAUCCUUACGAUUGGAAAUCCAAGAAACCCAUCAUAGUUCGAGCGACUCCUCAAUGGUUCGCUGAUGUGGAGGGUGUCAAAAGUUCUGCCGUUGAAGCGAUGGACAGGGUACACUUCCACCCUGCUAUAUAUGGACCUAUCAUGGAUAGCACAACGCUUGAACAUAUCAUAGGAGUACUAGACAAGAAAGGUGUGGAUCAUUGGUGGGAAGGGAAAGAUGAGGACUUUGUACCACCACAUCUACAAGGUCAGAAUAUCACUAGAAGUUUUGACACGUUAGAUGUUUGGUUUGACAGUGGUUCAUCAUGGACUCUUCUGGAAGGGUUGUCCCGCCAACCUCCGGCUGAUGUCUAUCUGGAAGGAUCGGAUCAGCAUAGAGGAUGGUUCCAGUCGUCAAUGUUGACUAAACUUAUAUCAUCAACCGAGAAGAUCCCACCGUAUGGAACGGUGAUCACCCAUGGAUUCGUGAUGGAUGAACAGGGAGACAAAAUGAGUAAAUCAGCUGGCAAUGGUCUGUCGCCUAUGGAGAUUAUACAUGGGAAGAAGAUUGAACGUUACAUUCUUCACGAAUUGAGUCACCUUGAAAGCGUAGCUCAAGAAGCAUAUGAUUCUCACAUAUUCAAUAGAGUCUUACAUUCGACAACCACAUUCGCAACCUCCACUCUAUCUGCGUUCUAUUUCGACAUCAUCAAAGAUACCAUGUACUGCGAUUCACUCGAAAGCCCAACCAGAAGGGCCAUCGUGGCUGUUCUGUAUCAUCUCUCUUGGUUGAACCCGACGGUGAAAUCUGAGAUGAGUCAGAUUAUAUCACUUCGUGCGGAAGUGCAGAGACUGGUGGAGAACGCUCGAGCCGAAAAGCGUAUCAAAGUUGGGAAUCAGACGGAAGUCUAUCUGAGUAAAGUUUUAGGUUCUGAAAACAGUGGCACCCUUUCGGCACUGCUUGGUGUAUCUUCCGUUGGGUCAUCGUCAUCUGCGGAUCAGAACACAAUGGAAUGGACAUAUGAGUCAUCAUUGGUCAUAGAGAACGAGCCGAUUUCGGUACUCCUCGGUCCCGCUACACGGUUCCAGUGUCCUCGUUGCUGGCUUUACAAUGCCGAAAGAGAAAAUUCUCUAUGUUCUCGGUGCGAAGAGGUGAUCAACGUCACGUGA
This is a messenger RNA of Kwoniella botswanensis, 2520 nucleotides long. RefSeq lists its product as uncharacterized. The transcript is spliced from 14 exons. Gene Ontology annotation, biological process: isoleucyl-tRNA aminoacylation; mitochondrial translation. The record is from RefSeq and is a predicted model, not a curated record. Gene Ontology annotation, cellular component: mitochondrion. Lineage: Eukaryota; Fungi; Basidiomycota; Tremellomycetes; Tremellales; Cryptococcaceae. Bases 1 to 2520 code for a protein of 839 amino acids. Gene Ontology annotation, molecular function: ATP binding; aminoacyl-tRNA deacylase activity; isoleucine-tRNA ligase activity.